AUGAGUAGCAGCAGCAGCACCCCCUCCCACCCCCGCGAGCACCCCACAACCCUCCGCAAGCUCCUCUCCUCCCCCUCCCUCACCCGCCCCAGGGACUGGUGGCGCUCCCAAUGCCUCCUCUACGAGCUGUCCGCGCCCGCAAAGGGCACCAUCAAGACGUACCGCGACGCCCUCGAAGCGGCCAUGAAGCGCCCGGGCGGCCUUGACGGCGUGCUCCGCCCCAUCGUGAAGGAGCGCAAGCUCGGCGGCAGCUCGUGGGACCCGCUCAAGAGCGUGGUGGGCGCGAAGGUGGCGAAGGUGAAGGCCGCCCCAAGAGACGGGGCAGCCGAGAAGAAGGGGGCGGAGGGCGCCGAGGACGCCGAAGCCGAGGACGGUGGUGAAGACGACGAGGGUCACGAGGAGUAUGAAGGAGAGGAGGAGGAGGAGGUGGUGGGGAGUACGAUGGACUUUGAGAUGGAGUAUGAGACGGAGUAUCGCGAGCAGUUCCACAAGUUGAACAGCGAGGGGAGGGUGGAUGAUCACGUGAGACGCAGGAGGGAGUCACUGUUUUAUGGCGUGGAUGGAGAGUGA
Messenger RNA from Morchella sextelata, 570 nucleotides. RefSeq lists its product as uncharacterized. Bases 1 to 570 code for a protein of 189 amino acids. The record is from RefSeq and is a predicted model, not a curated record. The transcript has 2 exons. Lineage: Eukaryota; Fungi; Ascomycota; Pezizomycetes; Pezizales; Morchellaceae.